Puccinia graminis f. sp. tritici CRL 75-36-700-3 is the source of this 406-nucleotide messenger RNA. RefSeq lists its product as uncharacterized. Bases 53 to 406 code for a protein of 117 amino acids. The transcript is spliced from 5 exons. NCBI's taxonomy places the organism in Eukaryota, Fungi, Basidiomycota, Pucciniomycetes, Pucciniales, Pucciniaceae. The record is from RefSeq and is a predicted model, not a curated record.
AAGACUUUCGCCAUAGAACCACCUGGAUCUCUGCUUUUUUCUGGUGCAUUAUAUGAUUCAGUCAGUCAAUUGCUACAGUGUUCUACCAUCGACCAAUCGAACCACAAUGCUCAACCAUAAAGCCAGGCCAAAUAACGUCACCGAUCUCAUUAUCAUGCUCAACAGCAUCACUGAUGUUGGAAUUUCAUUCCUAAUUCUAGCCCUCGCAAGAGGAGAGCAUCGGCAUAAAGUAUGCGACAGUACAGCUAAGCGACAAGCUUAUGAUAAAGAAGAUGACGUCAAUGACGUCAUGAGUCUAGACAGUGAUGAUCGUCAAUCAUCGAGCUCUAGCUCGAACAAACGCAACUCGUUGAUUACGCUUAUCGACAGAAUUUCCUCACCGUCUAUCGCAUCGUCAAUCAAAUAA